GUUUGGUGCGUUCCUUUGCCUUGGUACUGUGCUUGCUCAGAAACGAUGCAUCGUUACGCUAGAGUGCAGGCUAGGAGCCCAUCGCUACAGCUCGGAAGCGCGAGCCGCGCUCUCAUCCCCGCAAUCAACCAUAAGUUAGUAGGAAAGGUCAUCGCUUCACAACUGUCACGUAAUGCGCCGUGUCGCCAGCACCGCUCGCUCACGGCCUCCGUCAUCGCAGCUGCAAGCAGACAUGGAGUAGAAGAACCGCUCGAUGACGAGCGCGAUGGCGAGCAACAUGAGUAUGAGGAUGACGAAGAGCCGAUGCCAACCCCACCGCUGCCUGCCUCGGCUCUGGAGCUGCUGAGCCAGGUCCUGACAGAGCUGCCUGCCGAUGGCGCCCCAUCAUCGCCGGAAAGCCGAGAGGCCCCCCCGGGCAACGCAGCUGCUGCUGCGGCCGCCUACCAGCCUCGCAGUUUCUGCGUCAACUGCUGCCGACCGCUGCCGCACCCUCCACCGCGCGCUGCUGCCUCAACCUCAGCCAGCAGUGCCACCGGCGCCGCUGUGCGGUGCAGCGGCUGCGGCCACGACAGCAGUCGGGAUGCAGAGGUGCUUGGCGACCCGCACGCAUGGGUGGAGGCCUACCAGCAGCAGCUUGCUGGGCAGGAGCAGCAACAGCAGCAGGGGCAGCAGCAGGAGUCCCAGUCUACGGUCAGCAGCAGCAGUAGCAGCAGCAGGGGUAGCGAUGGCGGAGGGGUGUUGCUGGCAGCGGAUGCGAGGAUGAUGCUACACAGGUCGUCACUGCCGCCGUAUCCUGGGAGGCCAGAGCGGCUGCAGGCCAUCAUGUCGCGCCUGCACUCCCGCGGCCUGCUGCCCCGCUGCCGCCUGCUGCCCUGCCGACCCGCCACGGACGCAGAGCUGCUUGCCGUACACAGCCGGGAACUGGUGGAUGCCGUACACAGCAUGGGGACAUCCAGCAGCAGCAGCAGUGGCGGCAGUAGCAGUGGCAACCUUAAUGCGGAGCUAAUCGCCUCCAUUGCCGCAUCCUCCUCCUCCUCCACCACAUCAGACGCUUCCUUCAUAAGCUCCGCCAUGUCACCUUCUGCUGGCUCCUCCACUGUCCCUUCCUCCUCCUCCUCGCCCCCCUCCCCUCUGGCCCCUGACACGCUGUACAACGCACACACGAGUACGGCAGCGCUGCUGGCGGCGGGGGCGGCGGCGGAGGUGGGCGCGGCGCUGGCAAGCGGCAGGGCGGCGCGAGCGUUGGCGGUGGUACGGCCUCCUGGAGCUCAGGCCGGUGUGGACAUUGCUCGAGGCGGCUGCUACCUGAACAACGUAGCAGUGGCGGCAGCGGCGGCGCUUGCAAACGGGGCUCAGCGGGUGUUGAUUGUGGAUUGGGACGUGCACCACGGGCGUGGCACGCAGGAGAUAUUUGAAGAAGACCCACGGGUCCUGGUGCUUUCCAUGCACCGCUAUGAGGAGGACGUGUAUCCCGGUACCGGCUCAGUGGAGGAGGUGGGCGAGGGGCCGGGCGAGGGCGCCACCCUCAACAUCGCCUUCCCGGCCGCCGAGACCCGGGACGGCCUGAGCGACGGCGACCUGUUAUCAGCCGCACUGCACGUGGUGCUGCCGGUGGGGCUGCAGUUCAGACCGCAGGUGGUGCUGGUGGCGGCGGGUUUCGGAGCGCUCAAGGGAGAUCCCGUGGGCGGCUGCAGCUGCUCCCCCGCCGUGUUCGCC
Molecule: messenger RNA, 1716 nt
Organism: Astrephomene gubernaculifera
Lineage: Eukaryota; Viridiplantae; Chlorophyta; Chlorophyceae; Chlamydomonadales; Astrephomenaceae
Source: the annotation of a GenBank genome assembly